Messenger RNA from Rotaria sordida, 318 nucleotides. Lineage: Eukaryota; Metazoa; Rotifera; Eurotatoria; Philodinida; Philodinidae. The record is from the annotation of a GenBank genome assembly.
AUGAGUAAUGAUUUAUUUAAAAUUUCACGAAACGAUAUUCUAUCAUCUAAUGAAUUUUUUACAUUAGAAAAGUUAACAAAUAAAACAAUGGAUUCAACUAUAAAAAAUAAUUUAUGUUAUGCUAAAAUAUUAAUUGAUUCUGAUGAAACAGAUGGUGAUGCUACAAUUCAAUUCAAACAAAAUAUAAAUUAUACUAUUAAUAAAUUGACUUUUGAGACAAUGUUUUUAUUAUCUAAAUAUAAUGAUUCUAUAAUUAGUUCAAUUGAAUAUUCAUGUUCAUCGGAUGAUCUAUGUGAUAGAAGAUUUAUAAAUAGAUGA